Mesoplodon densirostris (Blainville's beaked whale) is the source of this 645-nucleotide messenger RNA. It is a transcript of the gene MED31, whose product is annotated as mediator complex subunit 31. The coding region runs from base 84 to 479 and encodes 131 amino acids. The transcript is spliced from 4 exons. Gene Ontology annotation, molecular function: transcription coregulator activity. Gene Ontology annotation, biological process: regulation of transcription by RNA polymerase II. Gene Ontology annotation, cellular component: core mediator complex; mediator complex. Lineage: Eukaryota; Metazoa; Chordata; Mammalia; Artiodactyla; Ziphiidae. The record is from RefSeq and is a predicted model, not a curated record.
GGAGCCGCGGCUUCCGGCACCUACCCCGCCACUCCCGGCGUUCGCGGUGUUGGGCUGUUGGCUGCUUAGCUUCUUUGCUGGUGAUGGCAGCAGCCGUCGCUAUGGAGACAGAUGAUGCUGGAAAUCGACUUCGGUUUCAGUUGGAGUUGGAAUUUGUGCAGUGUUUAGCCAACCCAAAUUACCUUAAUUUUCUUGCCCAAAGAGGUUACUUCAAAGACAAAGCUUUUGUUAAUUAUCUUAAGUACUUGCUUUACUGGAAAGAACCAGAAUAUGCCAAGUAUCUAAAGUACCCUCAGUGUUUACACAUGUUAGAACUGCUCCAGUAUGAACACUUCCGUAAGGAGCUGGUGAAUGCUCAGUGUGCGAAAUUUAUCGACGAGCAGCAAAUUCUGCACUGGCAGCACUAUUCUCGGAAGCGGAUGCGCCUGCAGCAAGCCCUGGCCGAGCAGCACCAGCAAAAUAACACCUCAGGAAAAUGAACAGUUGGAUCCAGACCCGGCUCUUCAGACAUGUAUAUAUUGCUUUUGUACAGUGAAGACAAAAAAAGACUCUUCCUAUGUACCUUUAUUGUGGUAGCACCUAGAACCGUUAGUGUGCUAUUUAACUGAACUAACUUUUUAUUGUUAAUAGAUUAUUUCUGUUAAA